AUGUUAUGUUUUCAUUCAUCGAAAAGCGAUUCCGAUGCGAUUGUUCUACCAUCUGGUCAUACAUUACCAUCGGACAUGUCGCUAUUCACAUCAGUCCUCGAUGACGAUAAACGACACCUUCUGAUGAUCGCCAAAUGCGAAACUGUGCGCCGAGCCCUGGUCGACCAGGUCAUGCAUCAGCUACGAAAGUUACACGUUAGCGAAACUGAACUGUUAGCCUUAAAGGCAAUUAUGGCACUGGAUCCCAACGUAAAAGGCCUAUCGAUGAAAUCCUCUGGGCAUUUACUCGUUGGUCGUGAAUCCGUGCAGAAUGCUCUGUUUUCACACCUAAUGGUACGAUAUCCGCCAUCAGAAGCGACUGCUCGUUUCGGUCACUUACUGCUGUUGAUCGCGUCGGUUACGAAAGUUGCGUCAACAUUAACCGGCCUGGUACAAUUCAGUAAAGACAUCUCUCUCGGAGUUGAUCCGUUACUAGACGAGUUACUAUUGAAGGAAUUCUAA
Cooperia oncophora is the source of this 501-nucleotide messenger RNA. The record is from the annotation of a GenBank genome assembly. NCBI's taxonomy places the organism in Eukaryota, Metazoa, Nematoda, Chromadorea, Rhabditida, Trichostrongylidae.